Molecule: messenger RNA, 605 nt
Organism: Trichomonas vaginalis G3
Lineage: Eukaryota; Parabasalia; Trichomonadida; Trichomonadidae
Product: organellar and viral DNA polymerase type B
Exons: 1
Source: RefSeq, a predicted model, not a curated record
AUGACUAUUGCUGCAUAUGCGUAUGAAACAAAUGAAGCAAGAAGAGCACAUGAACUAGUAAACGAAAACUCAACUUUAACCAUUGAAGGCAAUGAUUUAGUCAUUGACGAUGGAAAAACUAAAAAAGUCAUUGAUUUCGAUACUUUUAACACUUAUGACCCAUUCAUUACAAUAAGUAAAGUUCCUAUCAUAAAUGAUGGAACGGUGCAAUAUAUAAAUUCUACAGUAGAUGCCUCAUUAGUGAAAGUACUGAAUGUUCUCAUUGAAUUGUUAAAGAGCUUUCGAUUUGACGACAACAUUAAAUGCCUAAAGAAUUUAGUCAUGAAUGAGAAACAAAUAUUAGGAGUUGCUGGUAGCAGUAAUGAUGUACACCUUAUGACAUUAGAAUAUUAUAACGAACAUAAAGAUGAACUGAAAGGAGAGAAGGGUGACACCGGACCUCAAGGAAUACAAGGACCUCAAGGAAUACAAGGACCUCAAGGCGAAAACGGUUUGGAUGGAAAGGAUGGAAAGGAUGGAAAAACUGCUAAAUCAUGGAUAUGGGACCUUAUAAAUACUGGUUUAACAGCUGCUUCAUAUGGAGUUCUUCAAUACCAAAUCGGAAA